Molecule: messenger RNA, 4113 nt
Organism: Saccostrea echinata
Lineage: Eukaryota; Metazoa; Mollusca; Bivalvia; Ostreida; Ostreidae
Exons: 30
Coding region: 57-3740 (1227 amino acids)
Source: RefSeq, a predicted model, not a curated record
UCAUUACUUUAAAUUAUUGGAAACAAUGUUUGGCACGUAAAGGAUAGUAAAAUAUUAUGUCAAGACAGCCAACAUCGCAGUCACAGAGGGGAGGACAGAGAAGUAAUGUUCCCUCUAGAGCACAGUCCCAGGGCAGGGGGGCCAUAGACAGGAGAACUUAUAUUCCCCCAGAUGGGUAUGAUACAGAAGCCAUGAAACAGUUCAGAGCUUACCUCAAAGAGACUGGAGUAGAGGAGACAUUUAGAAAGCUGGUCAAGAUGUUGCUAAAUCGACCCACUCUACCUUACAAUCCCUAUCCAGGGUUUGUCCUGAGAUUCAGGCAGUUUGCAGAAAAAUUUCAUAUGGAACAAGAAUCAAUUGGAAAAAUACAGCAAACAUUAAGAAAUGCUCUACAGGAGACUUACCUCCCUAAUUUAUUCUGUGUGCGGGGACAUGACACCGUGUGGGGAUUGUCCAGUAUCCUGCGGGCUGUUGACCCGUCCUCCCUGGAGAAAUAUAAAUGGCUGAUGGAGGACCUCACACCUCACCCAGAGGACAUCAUGUCAACACAGGACUAUUCUAAUCAAGUGAUGCUAGCCUUAGUUGGUCCAGCAGUGUUUGAUGGAACUUUUUAUCCCUGUGUUCACAGUGUUCAAAUCCGAAUGGAACAUCUAAUCACAGGCCCUGAUGUCAAGGAGGGUGUGGCAGUAUUUGUAAACAGUGUGAUGGCCAACAUUGAUGCCAUGUACUCCAAUCCUAGACAUCUUCUCAUGGGUGUGAAUAUACCUGAUAUUGAUGAGGAGUAUCCAGACAUAACAGUGUAUGAUCUGUGGGAUCCAGACAAAAUCCAAGAAGAGAAGGAGGAGUUCCUGCAGGUUUUAAGUGACACUGUUAUUGGUAAUAAGUAUAUAUGUAUGGAGUGUAUAUUACGAGCUGAUCCAUAUUAUCCUAAGUACAUUAGAGGGCAGAUACAGUUUGGACUCAACUUCAUUGAAAUUAGCAAAGAUAACAUCGAAGAAGGGAUUGUAAGUUUCUGCGAGUUUCCAAUGGCCUGUUUACAUGAAGGCGUGUUUCUGAACAGAUCCCAUGCAGAACAGUAUAUAUCUAUAUUUUCUCCACAAGUUGACCCAUUUCAGAAUGAUGGACCAAGAUCAGCAAUGGGACAGCCUGAUAGGCCAGAUAAACUGGAGAUAGGAGGUCCCAGGAGUUACAGUCGACAGAGUAGGAACCGACUACCCACACGAGCCCAGGACCAGGACAUCAGAACGAUCAAACGACACGUGUACGACAGGACCACUCAUAUUAUGCCCAGGAAAGUCAGAAUUGAUGGAUUCCGAAUCGGAGACGAGAACUCAUAUGGCCCAUAUGCAUGGCAGAUUACAACCCCAAUCAAAUCCCAUUUCCAGAAGAGGGAAGCGGGACACCACAUGCAUGCUGAACUGUGUGAUGCUAUUUACUGUACCAUUAUACUACUGCUGUUAGACAGAGAUUCCUAUGCUCAGGAGCUUCCAUUUGAGUUAUACCGACUUUUGCACAGUACUGUAGGACAAAUGUACUUACUGAUGGAACAGAACAAAUCUGUCAGAUACAUGGUGAAAGGCUUCUCCAAUACAAAUCAGCUGGAUGUAAUAAGGGAAAACAUGGCAUUGUACAGAGAAGCAGUGAUUCAUUUGUUCCAAAGCACACUAAAUGACAGAAGUCUGGAGCAGAAGACAGCAGGGAAGGUCAUUGUGGCACAGGUGGAAGAUUUCCUGCCACGGGAGGGGUUUACAUUCGAAUCUGUUCUUGAUGUCCAACUAGCUCUGAAGACUUUAAAAGAUAUUAACUGGUACUGUCUGACACUGUUAAUACAACUUGCUGAGGACUCUCUCAGUCAGACUCCAAUACUCAAGGAGAUUAUGAUUGCAAUGAAAAACACAUUCCCCAAAGUCAUUCCACAACCCCUGACCCGGCACAGAGAGAGACGUGACCCAACGGGUGUUGAAAUGGAUCCAAAUGUUUCACAUGGGUUGGAGCAUGAACAUAUGAAAGAUCUUCUUCAUGAAAAGCUCAUUGUAAAUGUUGAUGAAUGCAUUGAAAAUGGAGAACACAGCAAAGCAAUUGCAAAGGAAGCUGUCCUCAUUCAGUAUAUGCUGGACACUCACUUGGAUGACGUGUGGAAAGAGUAUUUAUUGGAGCUUGCCAGAGCCCAGUAUUACCCACCCAAUCCAUACCCCAGAUUUGUCUCCCUUCUACGACAACAGGCAAUGAAGAUGGACCUAUUUUUUGAGAAACCAGAACAGAUAGAAAACUUGUUACUUGCUACACAAAUGGAGAUAUCUGACCCAGAGAACUAUAUCUACUCAGUCAAUGGAGUUGAUGCCUAUGGAACCACCAGUGCUCUCCGAGUACUAGACACUGUUGCUUUUCUUCCACUGGGACAGAUUAUUCAGCUGUUUGUCCAGCAAAACUACAUACAGAGAAAAGGAGCUUACAGGGCUGGAAUCUGCCUGGCUUUGAGUGGUCCUAGUAUCUUAUAUGGCAAGAUGCAGCCAUUUUUGAAUGAAGUGGAACUACAUGAACACUACUAUAUACAAGGUCCACCAGGCUGUUCAGGGGACGCUAUCCAACUUUUUGCUCUGAUGGUUUAUAACCACAUAAAUGACAUGGUAAUGAAGAACACGAUACCUGUGGUGGGCGUGUUUUUUGGGGAGGAGAAGUGGUCUUGGGAGGAAGUCCUAGUUCGGAAGCAAGCUUUCAUGGACAUGCUGGUUGGUGCCACCACCAGGAGUGAACCUGUCUUCUUAAAGGCCUUCAUUUUGAUGGAUAACUGGAGAUAUACUCCUGUCAGAAAGUACUUUCUUCUUCACUUCAUCACAGAUGAUGAACUAGAUGGUGAGAUCUUCUAUCCAGAUAACCCUGUAGCCUUCUAUCAGAGUGUCUUCCUCUCCAGAGACAGGGCAGCAUUCCAUUACCAAAAUGGUGGACCUUCCAAUGGAGGGGAUCCUAUGAACACAACUAAUAUCAGGAAUGCCCAGCAGUUUCUGGAUAAGAUGAUCUCUGUAUCUAAGGACCGCUGUGAUUGGAUGACUGUCCACAGAGGGCUGCUGCUCAAAAGCUUGAUGAAUCAGGAUCGGGUCCACCUCGUGGAGUCCUGGAGGAUGUUACACAGCAUGGCUGGCCAGGUGGAGUACCUUAUUUCUAUGAUUGAUGCCCUACAGGAUCUUCUGGUUAUCACUAUGGAGGCACACGAGUACAUAAGUAAAAAUCGUAGCAGGGAUGCUACAGCAAACAGCCAGGGACAGAGUCGGGGGAAGAGACGCACGCCUAGCAAACCUCUGCCUUAUGGGGUGAUUCCAGACUUUGAGUGUACAGUCGAUGAAGCAAUCUUUGGAAGAAUGACAAUGGUUUUCCAUAAGAAGUUGGUGGAGGUCACUCAGGCUAGAAUCUUCAUGACUGGAACCCCCUUAACAGAGUUCCUGAAAGCUAAACUAAAAACAUGCAUUGAGGAGGACCCAAGACUGGACAACUUCUACUUUGCAUUCAACACAGAGACUCUUUUCCGACUGGAAGAAGUAAAACAUAUGAUGCGGUUUGUGCAAGACAGUCUGGCGGCAGACGUUCACCAUAUUUCUCCUAAUGCCAUGUCAGUCGUUGAAAAUCUUGCCCCUGAUGAAAUUCUUCAGGGAAGACCAAGUUCUGUUGUGUCAUACAUGCUCAAUGACCCAUAUCUGUACCGUCCAAGACCCCAGGCUCAAAUGAUGCAAACCAUACUGGAGUGAAUUUUACAGUACCCCUACCAACAGUUCAGAGAUUUCAUCGUGAUAAAUUUCUGUAGACUUGACUUUCUGUCCAGGGAUAUUUGAAAUGAUUGGAAACCUUGACAUAGGUUGUCAUUAUUUGUUACCAGGAUUACCUGCUCCUCCGUUUUAAUUGGUGUGGAGAGGUUAUUUACAAGAAUAUAUGAUUAAAAACAGAGCCUCUUAGAUGGAUCAAAAUUGUUUCAAACAAGCGCUUGGCAUAUGUCACGCUUAAUUUUUACAAAGAUCUACUAUUACAACUGCUCUUGUGAGAAUAAACCUUCCCAGGUGGACCUAAACUAGUUCUGAAAAGGUACUCUUCUACAACAUGUAAAUAAAAGCUUGUUGAAGUAAA